This is a messenger RNA of Pogona vitticeps (central bearded dragon), 2012 nucleotides long. RefSeq names its product BCL2 interacting protein 2 (gene BNIP2). The record is from RefSeq and is a predicted model, not a curated record. NCBI's taxonomy places the organism in Eukaryota, Metazoa, Chordata, Lepidosauria, Squamata, Agamidae. Gene Ontology annotation, biological process: apoptotic process. Gene Ontology annotation, cellular component: cytoplasm.
GGGGCUUUCCUUUCGUUUCCUGUUUGUCGGGUUGUGCUUCCGGGGCGAGGCGGUAGCUAUGCGGACGGGGGUCGUUUGGGCCGGUUGAGCGCAAGGGAAGAAAGGGCGGAGGGGACGGGAGGCCCCCUCGCCCCCCCCAAGCAGUUCUUAGCGUCUAACGCCGGAAAGGAGGCAUUCUGGAUUGCGUGGAGGCUGCGGCGGCCUUUGAGGCGAAGCUGAGGAUGGAAGGGGUUGAGCUGAAAGAGGAAUGGCAAGAUGAAGAUUUUCCAAGGCCUCUACCAGAGGAUGAUCACCUUGAAGAUUUGCCAGAUUCAGCUGGAAGGGAGGACCAACCUGAAGUGAAUGGCAACAAAGUGAAGAAGAAACUGCCGGCCCCAAAUAUCAAUUUAACACUGGAUCAAAGUGAAGAAUCUGUUUUGUCUGAUUUAGAGGACAGCAAGGAUAUCGAUCUGGAUGAUAUCGACACCCCCUCUGAGAAUAGCAAUGAGUUUGAAUGGGAAGAUGACCUUCCCAAGCCCAAAACUACUGAUGUAAUUAGAAAAGGAUCCUUUUCUGAAUAUGCGGCGUCAGAUGAGAAGGAGGAGGAGCGGCGAUGGAGGAUGUUCCGGGUUGGAGAUCAAGACCACCGGGUAGACAUGAAGGCCAUUGAGCCCUAUAAGAAAGUCAUCAGUCAUGGAGGUUAUUACGGUGAUGGGUUAAAUGCAAUUGUUGUCUUUGCAGUCUGCUUUAUGCCAGAAGGCGGUCAACCAAACUACAGAUACUUGAUGGAUAAUUUGUUUAAAUAUGUUAUUGGCACACUAGAAUUAUUAGUCGCUGAAAACUACAUGAUUGUUUAUCUAAACGGUGCAACGACACGGAGGAAAAUGCCCAGUCUAGGCUGGCUCAGGAAGUGUUACCAGCAGAUUGAUAGGAGGUUAAGGAAAAACCUGAAAUCUUUAAUCAUAGUCCACCCUUCCUGGUUCAUUAGAACGCUUCUGGCAAUCACAAAACCUUUUAUUAGCUCAAAAUUCAGCCAAAAAAUCAGGUAUGUCUUCACUUUGGCGGAGUUGGCCGAACUGAUCCCCAUGGAGUAUGUUGGCAUCCCCGAAUGCAUAAAACAAAUUGACCAGGAACUGAAUGGAAAACAGGAGCAGAAGACGGAACCAUAGAAGGUUCUCCCGUGUUUGGAUUCGAGACAAGACUGAAGGUUGUGCCAACGGAAUGACGUCUUGCGUUGAUCGGAGCCUAUUCGGAGGAGGAGCCCGCCCUCUGGACUUCUUGCCCAACGGACUCUCUGCUGCUGAAUGGGUUUUGUGCUGGCCUAGGCUAGCUGUUGACACCCUUAACAGCUGCCUUUCUUGUAAUUGUUUUAUACUGCAGUGUCGCAAAGUGUCAUAGGAGGCACCUAUGGUUUUUUUUAUCCUAAAUGAUGCUUAUUCAUUAUGUAUUUAUAUGCUUAAAUGUUAAGGAAAGAGAUAAUAUAUAUAUAUAUUUUUAUGCCUUUUCAAAGCAAUAUUUUAUAAUGUUUAUCUGCAAAAACCCUCACAGGUAGACCAGGCCAUAAAUGACCUCUGUCGUUUAUCCGGUAAUAAAGUGCAUGCCAAUUUCUUAGAAAUGGUUGAACACUUCUAGGCUAAGCAGCAAAUGAAAUAGAACUAUUGCUAGCAAGAUUUAAUCAGCCGCCUUGUUAUGAACUGAAAAAGUUUCUUUGCUGUUUCCCACAGAGGAAUCUACCAAAUACUUGGAUGUCCUGAUUGGAAAGGUGUUUUCUGGCAGAGUGGAUUCUGUUCAAAUCUUUGCUUUUUAAAUUUCAGGUCAGCCGUUCUUUCCAUCAGGAUUCAAGUAAGGGGAAAAUAAUUUUUUAAAGCCUUUCUUUAAUGUUUAGCUCUACACACGCCAAGUGCCUAGGGUUCAGACAGAACCGUACUAGCCUAUGUUAGCUACCGUUUGAGCCAUAUGUGCCUCCGUUUCAGGAUGGAGAUUACUUCUCCGUUAGCAGAAAACUGGGGCUUCUGGCAAAACGACACCCCCAC